Loxodonta africana (African savanna elephant) is the source of this 16642-nucleotide messenger RNA. It is a transcript of the gene CYFIP2, whose product is annotated as cytoplasmic FMR1 interacting protein 2. NCBI's taxonomy places the organism in Eukaryota, Metazoa, Chordata, Mammalia, Proboscidea, Elephantidae. Gene Ontology annotation, cellular component: neuron projection; synapse. The transcript is spliced from 31 exons. Gene Ontology annotation, biological process: regulation of actin filament polymerization; cell morphogenesis; apoptotic process. The record is from RefSeq and is a predicted model, not a curated record. Bases 805 to 4611 code for a protein of 1268 amino acids. Gene Ontology annotation, molecular function: small GTPase binding.
GUAUUUAGAGAAAGGAGCCCUGGUGGCGCAGUGUUUAAGAGCUUGGCUGCUAACCAGGAGGCUCGCAGUUUGAAUCCAGCACUUGUUCCUUGGAAACCCCAUGAGGCAUUUCUACUCUGUCUUAUGGGGUUGUUAUGAGUCGAAAUCAUCUCGAUGGCAAUGAGUUUUUAUUUUGGGGUUUUUUAUUUGUUUCUUUGUUUAUUUAGAGAAAAGUAUUUGGAAAAUUAUAAAGAUUUACGAAUAUGACUGCACAUUCCAUUUUGAUUUACUUAUGUGUUAUUAAUAGUGAAGGAGAAGGAAUGGGAAAGCUAGAUGUGAAGACAUGGCCAAUUUCAGGUCAUCUCAUUUCCCGUGUUAUCGGAGAUGCAGAUGUGUUCAAAUAUUCAUUCAUUAGAUAUUUCCUGAGUGUCGCAUCUGUCCAGGGCACUCUGCUAAGGUCUCUGAGGCUUUUGGUGAUGGCUAAGAAAUAGUUCCUGACCACCAGGAGCUUACACAUGCAUACACUGUUCUAAUAUAUAGGGCAGGCAUAUAUGCUUCAUUUCAUGAGCAAACUCAGAUGGAUUGCUGGUGGCCUCCUGGAGCUCUGAAUCGAGAAGAAUUCUGAGACAGCCUGGGGAUGCAGUGGAAAAUAAAAGCAUUAUCACUUAGCAAUGUUUGCUGUGGCGUGGGAGGUGAAAUAAGCAGUACUGAGGUCCCCUCUGAGGCAGGAAGUGUCAUAAGAGAGGUACCGCUGAUGAGUCCUGUGAGUUUCAAGGAAGGAACAAAUUACUUUUUACAGGGGAGAGAUUUUGAAGGACAGGUGAAAUGAGAACAUGCAGGACUAGAGUGCGGAAUAGGGAAGCUGCAGCCAUGACGACUCACGUCACCCUGGAAGAUGCCCUGUCCAACGUUGACCUGCUGGAAGAGCUGCCCCUCCCUGACCAGCAGCCAUGCAUCGAGCCUCCGCCCUCCUCCAUCAUGUACCAGGCCAACUUUGACACGAACUUUGAGGACAGGAAUGCAUUUGUCACAGGCAUCGCAAGGUACAUUGAGCAGGCUACAGUCCAUUCCAGCAUGAAUGAAAUGCUGGAAGAAGGGCAUGAGUAUGCGGUCAUGCUGUACACCUGGCGCAGCUGUUCCCGGGCCAUCCCCCAGGUGAAAUGCAACGAGCAGCCCAACAGAGUGGAGAUCUAUGAGAAGACAGUGGAGGUGCUGGAACCAGAGGUCACCAAGCUCAUGAAGUUCAUGUACUUUCAGCGCAAGGCCAUCGAGCGGUUCUGCAGUGAGGUGAAGCGUCUGUGCCAUGCCGAGCGGAGGAAGGACUUUGUCUCCGAGGCCUACCUCCUGACCCUGGGCAAGUUCAUCAAUAUGUUCGCCGUCCUGGACGAGCUGAAAAACAUGAAGUGCAGCGUCAAGAAUGAUCACUCUGCCUAUAAGAGGGCGGCGCAGUUCCUGAGGAAGAUGGCGGACCCCCAGUCUAUCCAGGAGUCCCAGAACCUCUCCAUGUUCCUGGCCAACCACAACAGGAUCACCCAGUGUCUCCAUCAGCAACUGGAAGUGAUCCCUGGCUAUGAGGAGCUGCUGGCUGACAUUGUCAACAUCUGUGUGGAUUACUACGAGAACAAGAUGUAUCUGACCCCCAGUGAGAAACACAUGCUCCUCAAGGUCAUGGGCUUUGGCCUUUAUCUGAUGGAUGGAAAUGUCAGUAAUAUUUACAAACUGGAUGCCAAGAAGAGAAUCAACCUUAGCAAAAUUGACAAGUUCUUUAAGCAGCUGCAGGUGGUGCCCUUAUUCGGCGACAUGCAGAUAGAGCUGGCCAGAUACAUUAAGACCAGUGCUCACUAUGAAGAGAACAAGUCCAAGUGGACGUGCACCCAGAGCAGCAUCAGCCCACAGUACAACAUCUGCGAGCAGAUGGUGCAGAUCCGGGAUGACCACAUCCGCUUCAUCUCCGAGCUCGCUCGCUACAGCAACAGUGAGGUGGUGACAGGCUCUGGGCUGGACAGCCAGAAGUCAGACGAGGAGUACCGCGAGCUCUUCGACCUGGCCCUGCGGGGCCUGCAGCUUUUAUCCAAGUGGAGCGCCCACGUCAUGGAGGUGUACUCGUGGAAGCUGGUUCACCCCACAGACAAGUUCUGCAACAAGGACUGCCCUGGCACAGCAGAAGAGUAUGAGAGAGCCACUCGCUACAAUUACACCAGUGAGGAGAAGUUCGCCUUCGUAGAGGUGAUUGCCAUGAUCAAAGGCCUGCAGGUGCUCAUGGGCAGGAUGGAAAGUGUCUUCAACCAGGCCAUCAGGAACACUAUCUACGCGGCCCUGCAGGACUUUGCCCAGGUGACUCUGCGAGAGCCCCUGAGGCAGGCAGUACGGAAGAAGAAGAACGUCCUCAUCAGUGUCCUGCAGGCAAUCCGGAAGACCAUCUGUGACUGGGAGGGGGGCCGAGAGCCUCCCAAUGACCCGUGUUUGAGAGGGGAGAAGGACCCCAAAGGUGGCUUUGACAUCAAGGUGCCCCGGCGUGCAGUGGGGCCCUCCAGCACACAGCUGUACAUGGUGCGGACCAUGCUGGAAUCUCUCAUAGCAGACAAAAGCGGCUCCAAGAAGACCCUGAGGAGCAGCCUGGACGGACCCAUUGUCCUUGCCAUCGAGGACUUCCACAAGCAGUCCUUCUUCUUCACGCACCUGCUCAACAUCAGUGAAGCCCUGCAGCAGUGUUGCGACCUUUCCCAGCUCUGGUUCCGAGAAUUCUUCCUGGAAUUAACCAUGGGCCGGCGAAUCCAGUUCCCUAUUGAGAUGUCCAUGCCCUGGAUUCUAACAGACCAUAUCCUGGAAACCAAAGAACCUUCCAUGAUGGAAUACGUCCUCUACCCUCUGGAUCUAUACAAUGACAGCGCCUACUAUGCUCUGACCAAGUUUAAAAAACAGUUCCUGUACGAUGAGAUCGAAGCUGAGGUGAACCUGUGUUUUGAUCAGUUUGUCUACAAGCUGGCGGAUCAGAUCUUUGCUUACUACAAAGCCAUGGCUGGCAGUGUCCUGUUGGAUAAACGUUUUAGAGCUGAGUGUAAGAAUUAUGGCGUCAUCAUUCCAUACCCACCGUCCAACCGCUAUGAAACGCUGCUGAAACAGAGACACGUUCAGCUGUUGGGUAGAUCGAUUGACUUGAAUAGACUUAUCACCCAGCGCAUUUCUGCUGCCAUGUAUAAAUCCCUCGACCAGGCCAUCAGCCGCUUCGAGAGUGAGGACCUGACCUCCAUCGUGGAGCUGGAGUGGCUGCUGGAGAUCAACCGGCUAACACACCGCCUGCUGUGUAAGCACAUGACCCUGGACAGCUUCGAUGCCAUGUUCCGGGAGGCCAAUCACAACGUGUCUGCCCCCUACGGCCGCAUCACCCUGCACGUCUUCUGGGAGCUGAACUUCGACUUCCUCCCCAACUACUGCUACAAUGGAUCCACGAACCGUUUUGUCCGAACCGCUAUUCCUUUCACCCAAGAACCGCAAAGAGAUAAACCCGCUAAUGUCCAGCCUUAUUACCUCUAUGGAUCCAAGCCACUCAACAUUGCCUACAGCCACAUCUACAGCUCCUACAGGAACUUCGUGGGUCCCCCCCACUUCAAGACCAUCUGCAGACUCCUGGGCUACCAGGGCAUUGCUGUGGUCAUGGAAGAACUGCUGAAGAUUGUCAAGAGUUUGCUCCAGGGAACCAUUCUCCAGUACGUGAAAACACUGAUAGAAGUGAUGCCCAAGAUAUGUCGCCUGCCUCGGCAUGAGUAUGGCUCCCCAGGGAUCCUGGAGUUCUUCCACCACCAGCUGAAGGACAUCAUUGAGUAUGCAGAGCUCAAAACGGAUGUGUUCCAGAGUCUGAGGGAGGUGGGCAACGCCAUCCUGUUCUGCCUCCUCAUAGAGCAAGCUCUGUCCCAGGAGGAGGUCUGUGAUUUGCUCCAUGCCGCACCUUUCCAGAACAUCUUGCCUAGAGUCUACAUCAAAGAGGGGGAGCGCCUGGAGGUCCGGAUGAAACGCCUGGAAGCCAAGUAUGCCCCACUUCACCUGGUCCCUCUGAUAGAGCGCCUGGGAACCCCUCAGCAAAUCGCCAUCGCUCGGGAAGGUGACCUGCUGACCAAGGAGCGGCUGUGCUGCGGCCUGUCCAUGUUCGAGGUCAUCCUGACACGCAUCCGGAGCUACCUGCAGGACCCCAUCUGGCGAGGCCCUCCGCCCACCAACGGUGUAAUGCACGUGGACGAGUGUGUGGAGUUCCACCGCCUGUGGAGCGCCAUGCAGUUCGUCUACUGCAUCCCCGUGGGCACCAAUGAGUUCACGGCAGAGCAGUGUUUCGGAGACGGCUUGAACUGGGCUGGCUGCUCCAUCAUUGUCCUGCUGGGCCAGCAGCGUCGCUUCGACCUGUUUGACUUCUGUUAUCACCUGCUAAAAGUACAGAGGCAAGACGGAAAGGAUGAAAUCAUUAAGAAUGUGCCCCUGAAGAAGAUGGCGGACCGCAUCAGAAAGUACCAGAUCUUGAACAAUGAAGUAUUUGCCAUCCUGAACAAGUACAUGAAGUCUGUGGAGACGGACAGCUCCACCGUGGAGCAUGUGCGCUGCUUCCAGCCACCCAUCCACCAGUCCCUGGCCACCACCUGCUAGGUAGAAGGCCCUGUAGGCCCUCAACCUGGAGGAAGAGGAGAAGCAGGAGUGAGAACGCCACAGCCAGCCCACAGUAGGGUCCAACUGGACAGCGUAUGGGAUGGACUACAACCAAACAAGAACCUCCCCAAGCCCAUCCCCACUGCUCCCAAGGGUGGGCCUGUGCAUGUUCUCCCAUGACAUCUCCAUGGUGGGUUUCCAUAGUGCAAAUGAAAAAAAAAAAAAAGAACAGGGAAGUAUGUGCUUUUUCUUUUUUUCCUCUGCUGUGCUAAGAGCCUGUAGCAUCAUCCUUUCCCCAUCCAGUGGCCCCCCUCCACAUCUUUGGUUGCUUCCCAAGAUCUCCCAAGAUGGUGACCUCCAACCCAGUACCCAUGUGUGACCCCGGGCCUGACGUCUCAGUGAUCAAGGAAAGGGCACAGCCGUUCUCAGAUGUCAGCAGGCCAGUGGGCAUGCCUCAGCUUACUGGCAUCAUCCUCUCUGCUGGCUCCCAUGCCUCCAGCUCCCUGGGUGGCACCUUUUCCUGCUCUGGGGAUUCCACUGCCAAGCACGCUCCUGGAUUAGGUGAUGCAAACACAGUGAACAGAGGAGGAGGUUCUUGGUACUUGGUAUCGGCUCUGCCAUUUCAUAGACUUCCAGGAGCUACAUCCUGACUCCCUCUCAGGGCAAUCCUAGAGAGAACUCAAAUUCAUUUACAAGUGUAUCCCACUGAGUAGAAUUGGGAGUAGGAAGAUGGUCAGGCCUGCUGUGAGGAAGCAAUGUUUAUGAACACAGCCAGGAAUUCCAUAGCCCGAAGAAGAAAGCUUUUAGGUCAUCUCAACAGCUUGCUGAUGAGGCCAUUUUUUAAUUCAUUAAGCAAAUGCUUAGAGGGCAUCAGGCCACACAAGGUCAUCAUGGAUACAGAGCUGAAUAAGGCAGACAUGGCACUGCCCAUAGCAUUGACCAGUAAACAAAUUAGCGGCUUCCUCUUUGCCAGAAUCCUCCAUCAAAACAAACUCCCAAGAGAAAGAAAAUAUUAAGCCAUUAUUUUAACGUGAACAGAGAGGUAAGGGGUAUAAAUACUAGUCACUGAGCUUCUAAUACCCAGAAGUAACACCAGGAGGGGACCUGUCUUAGUAAAUGAGAACUUUCAGUGUCCUAGAAGCCAGAAGAGCCAACUUCCUCUUUUCUAAUGUUCCUUAGAGUUUGGGGGUAUGGAUUCUACUCCUGUUUCUCAGGUUGAGCCAGAAUUCCCCUGCAAAAUCUCCCACCAAGCCUGGGGAAACUGUUUAGAAGGAGAGAAGUCUUUGGGAAGUGAAUGUCUCAUUCAUGACAGAGCACAUCAUCAUCAAGGAAAGUCUGUGUCCCUGAGCUUUGAAGAACAUAUAUAGUGUCACAUGUAAUAUUUCUCUCCCCAGCCCAGGGAGAAAACAGGAAAAAAAAAAAAAAAUGGUAAUACCCUCCCCCCAGGGCAGAUGGGUCAUUUGUAACCCAUGGAAGGAGCAAAGGAAGGGCCCAUAGCAAGAGGUUUGUGUAACACACUCAUGCGCACCAGUGAGAAAGAGAUGGGGCUCUCCACAGGGGAAUCCAGAGGCCUCCUACAGCAGAACUUCCUGAGAUUAGCAAAUUUAAAUGGAGAUUCCUGGGCCCCUUCUCAUACCUACUAAUUCUGAAUCUCUGGGGGUAGGUCCGAGGAAUCCACACUUCCCACAAGCUAUCUGUGUUAUUCUGCUGCGUGUGGAAGUGAGAACCACUGCUGUAGAGGAAUCAUUCUGCUAACUGUGGGCUUCGGGCUACCUCUGAGCCAGGAGGCAAGACUUUCAUAGGGAAGGAAGGUGGUUCCAAGGGGAAGCUGGCAGAUCCCCCUUGAAUGUUGCUUUGUGGAGAGUUGGAUGGCUCACUCCGAAGAGAUUGCUAUUGCAACAGCUCAUCCCCAUCCCCGUCCCCCCAACCUAGAUUUAUGACCCCGAAUUUGACCCUCUGGACAGAACCACAUCAUCCUCAAGAGACUUGAUCCCAGUAAGUUGAGGUCUUUACUUUCAGGAGGGAGAUUUCAUUCCCCCGGCUUGCCAGCAGCACUUAUUUAUGAAUACUGAGGAGGUUUAAUAUUCUUUCCUCACCGGCAUUACUGCCUUUUUUAUUUUUUGUGCGUGUUCAAGAACUAGGAAAAAAAAUGCUUAAGUUUUAAAAAGUUAAUUAAAGAAUCUGUUUCAGAAACUGUCAAAUGUACCAUAUUUGUAUUAAGAGUUGUUGGGGACUUUUGUACAAUGAAUCUACAUUUAUUUAUGGUGACUUAUAUUUACGCUUGUGAUCAAAUAAUGAUGUUAAAUUCUUAAAUCAUAUUUGCUAUGCAGCUGAAGAUAUUUUGAUUUGUAUUUUUGGGGUACCUGUGUUGAGUUGAUAAACAUUUCCAUCUCCAUUAAAAUUGCUUCAAAAUUCGUGAAACCAGCAUCUUGAUCUUGAUACCUGGUCCUAUUGCAAUCAUUGCUAAUUUGCGGAAGGCCACAUUAAUGACUGAGAAAACAAAGAGAAUGGAAAAAGAUAACAGGCCAGUACACCCUAAACUAACGGCUUAUCUUGUUUUCUCACUGGGGAAAUUACAUCUGUACAAAUUAAUCAGCCCUGAGCCAGAUACAGAGAUAGUUCCUGCCCUUGGCAAUUUCUUAGUCUUGCUGUGGUAACUAUACACCUCAGGUCCCUAGUUUUACAAGGAAGAAUGGGAACUGCUAUUUAAUGAGGCCGAAUGCAUGCGAACUCAUAGUGACCGUAUAGGAUAGAGUAGAACUGCCCCAUAGAGUUUCUAAGGAGCGCCUGGUGGAUUCGAACUAUUGACCUUUUGGUUAGCAGCUACAGCACUUAACCACUACGCCACCAGGGUUUCCAAAUACAGGGUCGCUAUGAGUGAGAAUCAUCUCGACGAGAAAGAGUUUGGGUUUUGGUUUUUAAUGCAUGCCGAAGGAGCCCUGGUGGCAUGAUGGUUAAGUGCUCAGCUACUAACCAAAAAUUUGGUGGUUUGCAGUACAGGAAAGGUCAGCACAACUGGACUAAACCAAAAGCAGUUUCCUGAAUAAACUGAAUGCUUCAAAGGCCAGUGUGGCAGGGGUUUGGGGACCAUGGUUUCAGGGGACAUCUAGGUCAAAUGGCAUAAUAAAAUCUAUUAAGAAAAUAUUAUGCAUCCCACUUUGGUGAGUGGCGUCUGGGGCCUUAAACGCUAUCAAGCAGCCAUCUAAGAUGCAUCAAUUGGUCUUAGCCCACCUAGAGCAAAGGAGUAUAAAGAACAUCAAAGACACAAGGUAAUGAUGAGCCACCCAAGAGACAGGACCAGAGUUGUAAACUUUCACUUAAAGCACAAAAAUUAAAAGAAAAAAAAAAAAAAAUGGUGGUCUGAACCCACCAAGUGACUCUGCAGGAGAAAGACCUAGCAAUCUACUUCUUUAUAGAUUAAAGCCAAAAAAAAAAAAAACCCACCCAUGGAGUAGUUCUACUCUGUCACAUGGGGUCACUAUGAGUUGGGUUCAACUCAACAGUACCCAAUAACAAUAUGUACCAAGAGGGCAGUGGUGGUUCAGUGGUAGAAUUGUCGCCCUCCGGGGCUUUGAUUCCCAGCCAACGAACCUCACACAGAGCCACUACCCAUCUGUCAGUGGAGGCUUGUGCGUUGCUAUGAUACUGAACAGAUUUCAGCAGAGCUUCCAAACUAAGGCGAACUAGGGAAGAAGGCCAGGUUAUCUACUUCUGGAAAUCAGCCAAUGAAAACUCCACGGAUCACACCAGCUUGAUAGGCAGCCAGUCAUGAGGAUGGCCAGGACCAGGCAGCCUUUCAUUCUAUUGUGCAUGGAGUUGCCAUGAGUUGGGGGCCCACUGACAUCAGUAACAGCAUUGUGUGUCAGGCACCAUGCUAAAUUCUCUCCAUCUGUUCCUUUUACUGAACCACAGUCACCUGUGGCAUACUCCACAUUUUCCACAGAGGCUACACAGUAUGUUUAUUUCCGUACAGUCACUAAGUGACAGAGUUGGCAUUUGAACCCAGUUCCAAAGGCUGGGCUUUUGCUGUCACACCACAGUGGACGGUCAACCAGGCCAGACCCCAAAACUAGACCUGGGGGUUUGGCCACUGGACUUUUCAGGGACUUGGAUCUAUAAGACUGAGUACAUCCUGGCAUCAGGAGAUGGUUAGCGUGGUACCUGGGAAGUUCCCAAGACUGAUGGGAAAAGGCUGAUGCCCAGAAACUUUUCAAACCCAUCAGAAACACAUUUGCUAGAAGGAUGUGUUUAGUCCCAGCCUUGGAGUCUCACAUUUCACAUAGCACUGGCUUCCCUAAAGGCCACCCGCUGAGAGGAGUCCUAGGGCCAUUACUGACUCCCUACUCCUGUGACCUUAGGCAGCCCUCAGACUCUUGGGACCUUGGUUUCCUAGUCUACCAAGUUAGACACAAUAAUCCAAGACCCUUUCCAUCUCUGAUAUUCUGAUUGCUAGGUAAUUUCCAACUGGUUUAAUUCGAGAGGCCUGACUACUUUGCAUCCUCAAAAUCUCAGUAUGUCACAACCUCCAGGAAUUCUCAUGUUAGGGACCAUGUAUUUGAGCUAGUGUCACUGGGAAAAUAUUAGCCCUGAGCGAUGCUCAGUGAAAAAGGAUCCCUUGUUCAAAUACAUUUGGGAGAUGCCUCGUGCCCUUUCCAUUCCCGAAGAUCCACAGCCCUGUGAGAACUCCAGCAGGACCUAGUUAGCCUGUGUCAACACCACACCUCCUCCAUGGCUGUGACUUCAGAAACCCCUUCAUUAUCAUCUGUGGAAUAUACUAAAAAGCACUGGGUUAAGGGCAUGGAAGUCCGUGUUAAGAUGUAACAAACUCCCACAGGAGAAGGGCCACUGACACAGUGACAACACCUGUGUACAGUUAGGGAAGCAGGGAUUCACAAGUCAGGCACGUGGCAAAGUACCUAAGGAUUGUGGAUGGAAAUGGGGAACCAUCUUGAUGAAGAGAGAGAAUAGGGUAGCUGGGAAGAAUGCACCCCAGGGAAGAAAUUGUCUCUGGGAGCCUUGGAUUGGUUGAAGGCUGGGACACCAUGGCUUUGAGAAACACUUGUUGAACUCUCUCUGUUUGCAGACUAUACACGAUUCAAAAUCUGUGGUGAUCACUGACCAAAAGGAACUCACAGAGUUACAUGAGGGAUGAAACAUAAACACAUUGAACUAGAAAGCAAAGACUAUUGUGAGUCUAUAAUCAUCACCAGUAUUUAUUGAGCUUGCUCCAUGCUAGCCAUUAGAAACAAUGCUUUAUUCACUUAAACCUCAGAACAACUUUUAGGAGGUAAACCCAGUGCUGUCGAGUCGAUUCCAACUCAUAGCGACCCUAUAGGACAGAGUAGAACUGCCCCAUAGAGUUUCCAAGGAGCGCCUGGCGGAUUCAAACUGUCGACCCUUUGAUUAGCAGCCGUAGCACUUAACCACUAUACCACCAGGUUUAGGAGGUAGGUACUACUAUUUACUCCAUUUUCCAGAUGAAGAUACUGAGGCAGAGGUUUUACAGUUGGUAAGGGAUGGAACUAGAAGCCAAAGUCUGGGAAGUCUGGAUCCAGGUUCAGGUUCUUAACCACUAAGCAAGUAGCACUAUGCUGUGCCAGGUCUCUAUCCUACAGGAUCCCAAGAGAGGGGCACAUCACAUUUGGGGAGAUCUGAGGGAGUCCUUCCAGCUGAAGUAAGAUGGAGAGGGUGAGGCAUUAUCAGGGAGCCCUUCAUGGAAGAGUUUCCAUAUGACUCUAAACUUAAAAAACGGUAAUUUGAACACGCGGAGAUGGAGGAGGGAGCAUGGGAGCACCAAGAGGUUGAAAAGUAGUAAUCUGCCUACAUCAAAUGUUGUCUGAGAGAUGGCCUUGACCGUUACAGGCUUAGAUUCAAGACAAAAGUGCUCCUUUUCUGAGCCCCAUAACUUGAAUGUCAUACAAAACAAAUUUCUUAAAGAACACUGGACAUCUCUGUCACUCCAGGUCUGAUGCUCAGUGCUGGCUCAGCACAACCUCUAAUCAGACAUUAGCUCUGGGACUAACAUGUUCAGGCCCCAGGGUAAUUGUUUUCCUUAUCUCUUGCCCUGUCCUUGAAAUGAAAGGCUAUUGUGUCCAUGUGCAAUGAAGUUUGUGAAUUGUGCUACACUGUUAGUAGACAUGAGCUCUACUUGAACUGUGGGGAGGUUUGAGCUUUGGAGGCACAUAGGUAAGAAAAAAGUAACAUUAACGAGCUUGUCAAAGUCUUCCUCUCAGCCUGAACGCGUUAGGUUCUUGUGUAAUGAAGUAUCAUUUUUUGGUAGAGCCAAAAAUCCAUUUUCUUCCUUUUUUUCAUAUUCUAUUUCAUAGCUCAGGAGGUAUUUACAAAUUAGAGCAUUGUUCACAACAGUUACACAUGAUGGCUGGGAAACAUUUUGCAAUAAUGCUCUCAAUACAUAUUACUAUUAAAUAUAUAUAUAUAUAAACCCAGUGCCGUCAAGUUGAUUCCGACUCAUAGCGACCCUGUAGGACAGAGUAGAACCGCCCCCAUAGAGUUUCCAAGGAGCACCUGGUGGGUUUGAACUGCCGACCCUUUGGUUCGCAUCCAUAGCACUUUAACCACUAUGCCACCGGGGUUUCCAAUAUAUAUAUAUAUAUGUAGGCCUGAUGUAACAUGCACAAAACCUGAUACCUGUUCUUCACCUUGGCAAGUAAAUGGGCUAGGAAUGUUGGAUUUAAAAUAGAUUUUUAUUAAAUAUAUUUUAAUGAUGUUUAAUUGCAUUCUCAAGUUGAUUUAAGUUCUCAUGAUUAAUUUAAUAAAUAUAUUAAUUUGAUAUUUGUUAACUAUAAUUUAUAUCUUCAUUUUUGAUCUUAAUAGAAAGUUUUGAAUACUUUAGAAGAAUAAAUUUUAUGAAAACAUUUAAAAUCUAUUUUUAUCAUGUUUAAUUUAGAUUUUUAAUGAAAGUAUAUUCGAAUUGUGUACAUUUUGAUUGGAAUUAUCAGGCUGAAUUAUAUGAAAUUGUAAUAUUUGUAGGUUAGAAAUGAUCGAAUGUUGGCAAUUUCAUAUCUUCAACCUUAUACAUUUUAUUUUCUAAUUCUUAGAUCAUUGAGAAUGAGCAGACGAUAAGAUCACAUGCAACACAUUAGAACCGAGAAAAAGCCAAAUAAACAGAAAUCUAUAGUAUUUAACCAAAGCAAGUCUAUGCCUAAUAGAAAUGUAAUAUACGUACUUAAAACAAUACUGUGUUUAAAUAUUUAACCAAACAAUGAUGCUUUUGGUGACAUUACAAAACAAUAAAAAACAAAAACAAAAAAAACUGUUGCUGACAAGUUGAUUCCAACUCAUAGAGACCCUCCGUAUAGAACAAAGUAGAACCGCCUCAUGGGGUUUCCAAGGAGCAGUUGGUGGCUUAGAACUGUUCACCUUUUGAUUGGCAGCCAAGCUCUUAACCAGUGUGCUACAAAACAAUAUUUACUAAAAAUAAUGAAAAAUGUCUAGGUUUAAUUUUAAAGAUCUGAAAAUUGAUGCUAAAAUAGUCAAACAUUCAAGAAAAGUAAAAAAUAAUGAAUACUAUCUAGGAAUGAGAAUUGAAAAUGAGAUUAAUUUAAUGGGUGAUAGAAUGAGAGAAGAUAUCAUACAUGCUUUUUAAGUGUAAGUAUUAUUGAAUAUAACUGUAAUAGGGAAAAAGAUCAUGUUAUAUUACCAAAAUUUACUAUGCAUAUUGUUAACAGUGAAGUAGAAAUUAAUCAGCAUUUAAUUUGUUCUUUACCUGUUAUGAAAAGCACAGGUUUUGACUUCAGAGAAGAACAAAAACAACUUUCAACAUUUUUAGACAUUUAUUUAAAAGAUUGUCAGGGCAAGACUGUGAUAAUGACAUUAACUGUUAGCCAAAAUCUGAGCACUUCUUUGUUCCAUAGUUUGAAUUUGUUACUUGGAGACAAGGUGAAAACAGCACCUCUAAUGAUGUCAUUUUUUGGAACAAAAGGGGGCUAUGUACAAUAUUUUCUGGGUCUGCUCAAUGAUAGAACACAUCAGAUUUCACAUUAUAACCACUUUCAAACACUUGGGCUUGCUGACGACAUGCUGUUAAAACAAUUAGGUUUAAUUUAGACAAGAUAUACAAUGCACUAAAAGAGUUAAAGCAGAAGACCCUCAAAUAAAGAAUGAAUUUUGAUCUUAGGGAAAAAUAAAAUUAAUUUUGCAUUUGUACUAACUCAGUUAUUUGGUAUGUCAGUUUGUCGUACUCUGGGGGGUUGUGUGUUGCUGUGAUGCUGGAAGGUAUGCCAGAGGUACUCAGAUACCAGCAGGGUCACCCCUGGAGGACAGGUUUCAGCUGAGCUUCCAGACUAAGACAGACUAGGAAGAAGGACCCGGCAGUCUACUUCUGAAAAGCAUUAGCCAGUGAAAACCUUAUGAAUAGCAGCGGACUAUUGUCUGAUAUACUGCUGGAAGAUGAGCCCCCCCAGGUUGGAAGGCACUCAAAAGAUGACUGGGGAAGAGCUGCCUCCUCAAAGUAGAGUCUAUCUUAAUGAUGUGGAUAGAGUAAAGCUUUCGGGACCUUCAUUUGCUGAUGUGGCACGACUCAAAAUGAGAAGAAACAGCUGCAAACAUUCAUUAAUAAUCAGAACCUGGAAUGUACAAAGUAUGAAUCUAGGAAAAUUGGAAAUCAUCAAAAAUGAAAUGGAAUGCAUAAACAUCAAUAUCCUAGGCAUUAGUGAGCUGAAAUGGACUGGUAUUGACCAUUUUGAAUUGGACAAUCAUAUAGUCUACUAUGCUGGGAAUGACAACUCAAAGAGGAAUGGUGUUGCAUUCAUCGUCAAAAAGAACAUUUCAAGAUCUAUCCUGCAGUACAACGCUGUCAGUGAUAGGAUAAUAUCCAUACGCCUACAAGGAAGACCAGUUAAUACGACUAUUAUUCAAAUUUAUGCACCAACCACUAGGGCCAAAGAUGAAGACAUAGAAGAUUUUUAUCAGCUGCUGCAGCCUGAAAUUGAUAGAACAUGCAAUCAAGAUGCAUUGAUAAUUACUGGCAAUUGGAAUGCAAAAGUUGGAAACAAAGAAGAAGGAUCAGUAGUUGGAAAAUAUGGCCUUGGUGAUAGAAACAAUGCCGGAGAUCGAAUGACAGAAUUUUGCAAGACCGACAAAUUCUUCAUUGCAAAUACCUUCUUUCACUGACAUAAACAGUGACUAUACACAUGGACCUCGCCAGAUGGAACACACAGAAAUCAAAUUGACUACAUCUGUGGAAAGAGACAAUGGAAAAGCUCAAUAUCAUCAGUCAGAACAAGGCCAGGGGCUGACUGUGGAACAGACCAUCAAUUGCUCAUAUGCAAGUUCAAGCUGAAACUGAAGAAAAUCAGACUAAGUCCACGAGAGCCAAAAUAUGACCUUGAAUAUAUCCCACCUGAAUUUAGAGACCAUCUCAAGAAUAGAUUUUUUGCAUUGAACACUAGUGAUCACAGACCAGACGAGUUGUGGAAUGACAUCAAGGACAUCAUCCAUGAAGAAAGCAAGAGAUCAUUGACAAGACAGGAAAAAAAGAAAAGACCAAGAUGGAUGUCAGAGGAGACUCUGAAACUUGGUCUUGAGCGUCGAGCAGCUAAAGCAAAAGGAAGAAUUCAUGAAGUAAAAGAGCUGAACAUAAGAUUUCAAAGGGCCUCUCGAGAAGACAAAAUAUUGUAACGACAUGUGCAAAGAGCUGGAGAUGGAAAACCAAAAGGGAAGAACACUCUUGGCGUUUCCCAAGCUGAAAGAACUGAAGAAAAAAUUCAAGCCUCCAGUUGCAAUAAUGAAGGAUUCCAUGGGGAAAAUAUUAAAUGAUGCAGGAGGCAUCAAAAGAAGAUGGAAGGAAUACACAGAGUCAUUAUACCAAAAGAAUUAGUCGAAAUUCAACCAUUUCAAGAGGUGGCAUAUGAUCAGGAACCGAUGGUACUGAAGGAAGAAGUCCAAGCUGCUCUGAAGGCAUUGGCGAAAACAAGGCUCCAGGAAUAUGGAAUAUCGAUUGAGAUGUUUCAACAAACAGAUGCAGCGCUGGAGGCGCUGGCUCAUCUAUGCCAAGAAAUAUGGAAGACAGCUUUCUGGCCACUAACUGGAAGAGAUCCAUAUUUAUGCCUAUUCCCAAGAAAGGUGAUCCAAUCGAAUGUGGAAAUUAGACAACAAUAUCAUUAAUAUCACAUGCAAGCAAAAUCCUCCUGAAUAUCAUUCAAAAAUGGCUGCAGCAGUAUAUCGACAGGGAACUGCCAGAAAUUCAGGCUGGUUCCAGAAGAGGACUUGAAACCAGGGAUAUCAUUGCUGAUUUCAGGUGGAUCCUGGCUGAAAGCAGAGAAUACCAGAAGGAUGUUUACCUGUGUUUUAUUGACUAUGCAAAGGCAUUCAACGGUGUGGAUCAUAACAAACUAUGGAUAACACUGCGAAGAAUGGGAAUUCCAAAACACCUAAUUGUGCUCAUGAGGAACCUUUACAUAGAUCAAGAGGCAGUUGUUCGGACAGAACAAGGGAUACUGAUUGGUUUAAAGUCAGGAAAGGUGUGCGUCAGGGUUGUAUUCUUUAACCAUACGUAUUUAAUCUGUAUGUUGAACAAAUAAUCCUAGAAGCUGGACUGUAUGAAGAAGAAUGGGGCAUCAAGAUUGGAGGAAGACUCAUUAACAACCUGCAUUAUGCAGAUGACACAACCUUGCUUGCUGAAAGUGAAGAGAACUUGAAGCACUUCCUAAUGAAGAUCAAAGACCACAGCCUUCAGAAUGGAUUACACCUCAACAUAAAGAAAACAAAAACCCUCGCAACUGGACCAAUGAGCAACAUCAUGAUAAACGGAGAAAAGAUUGAAGUUUUCAAGGAUUUUAUUUUACUUGGAUCCACAAUCAACAGCCCUGGAAGCUGCAGUCAAGAAAUCAAAACAGGCAUUGCACUGGGUAAAUCAGCUGCAAAGGGCCUCUUCAAAGUGUUGAAGAGCAAAGAUGUCACCCUGGAGACUAAGGUGCGCCUGACCCAAGCCAUGGUAUUUUUUAUCGCACCAUAUGCAUGUGAAAGCUGGACAAUGAAUAAGGAAGAAUGAAGAAGAGUUGACGCCUUUAAAUUGUGGCGUUGGCGAAGAAUAUUGAAUAUUGGACUGCCAAAAGAAGGAACAAAUCUGUCUUAGAAGAGGUACAACCAGACUGCUCCUUAGAGGCAAGGAUGGUGAGACUGCGUCUUACAUACGUUGGACAUGUUUUCAGGAGGGAUCAGUCCCUGGAGAAGGACAUCAUGCUUGGCAGAGUACAGGGUCAGCGGAAAAGAGGAAGACCCUCAACGAGGUGGAUUGACACAGUGGCUGCAACAAUGAGCUCAAGCAUAAGAACGAUUGUAAGGAUGGUGCAGGACUGGGCAGUGUUUUGUUCUGUUGUACAUAGGGUCGCUAUGAGUCGGAACCGACUCGACGGCACCUAACAACAACAACAUUGCAUACUAUUAAUAACACUACAAAAAAAAUCAAAGACAUCUAAGUUUGUCAAAUUUACUUCAAAAGGAUUAAAAAUAUUUUUGCAAAUUUGGGAGAAACUGGUUUUCCUAAAUGAAAAUGCAUAUGAAAUAUGCAGCAAAAAUAGCAUUCCAAUAAAAUAUAAGGAAAUUAAAACAAGGAAACAACAUUUAGCAUGACUAAGAAGGAGGUUAACAUACAAAUAAUCCCAAACUAAUUUUUUUAUAGUGUCUGGCCAUUAUAGGUCAAAAUACUGUCUUUAUCGAAGACAGGUCCUAACAAAUUGAGCCAUAAACUUCCAGAAUUGAACAAUUUGAGAGAACAAUUCAAGAAAUGAAUCUAUGAAUCUAGAUGUUGCUUUAAGAGACAAUAAAAAUUGCAGUAUAAAGGAUAGUAGUUCACAUAAUAAAAUAAGAAUAUUUCGUAAUAUUUUCUGUGAUAACACUAAUUAUAUGUGAUCCAUUACAAUAGUUAAGCAUAAUAUGUUAAAUGCAUGAUUCAUUUCUGAAUCUAAGUAUCCCUUCAAAAAUCUUACAAUUCCAGUUGCUACUUGUUGUCAGAGCUACUUGUCUCAAGUUGCUCUAACUUGAAAUUAAUUAAAAAAAAAAAAAAAGCAAA